Myxocyprinus asiaticus (Chinese sucker) is the source of this 2312-nucleotide messenger RNA. RefSeq names its product trace amine-associated receptor 13c-like. The record is from RefSeq and is a predicted model, not a curated record. Lineage: Eukaryota; Metazoa; Chordata; Actinopteri; Cypriniformes; Catostomidae. The transcript has a single exon. Gene Ontology annotation, biological process: G protein-coupled receptor signaling pathway. Bases 1203 to 2261 code for a protein of 352 amino acids. Gene Ontology annotation, cellular component: membrane. Gene Ontology annotation, molecular function: trace-amine receptor activity.
AGUGGCGGCUCCAGAACUUUUUAAGUGGGCUGGCCAUAAUGAGUCCACAUAUAUUUUACCAUGGUACAGUAAUAGUAUCAGAAAGUAACACCUUUGAAAUAUAGGCCUGCAUACAUACCAUGGUACUGAAUGAUUCAUGGUUCAUCCAAACUUUGGUACUUUCAUGCUAUUGUUUUGAAAGUCUAGUUUUUUUAUGAGAAUAUGUUUACCCGCACACAUUACAGAGUCAUCCUCAAACUGCGCACUCAGCUUAAUGCAUUGCUGGAAAACGAUGGGAUGUAUUUGCAGCUUUUGUUUCAGUGGAUUGUCUGUAAAUAUUCCAUUUCAUCCAGCGCUUCAGUUUGUUUGUUUUUAUGUGUCCCAUUAAUGUUUUACCAAGUGAGAAAGCGCUCCAAACGAUUCAGUACGUGUGUGAUUGUGAGCCACCUGAAUUAUUUAGAAUCAAUUGCGAUUCAGACCAUUUUGCUGAGCAGUUUGAUUGAAAGAACCGAUUUAAAAGAGUGAUUCGUUCACGAAUCGGACAUCGUGUUUGAUUCUAAACAGCUGAGGGAAAAUAGACAACACGCUUGUUUGUUGAAAUACUGUCAGGGAAAAGGAAUAAUGUUGUAGCACGAUAGAAAACCCUUGCCAAAUUGGCUAGUAGUGAGUUGACGGCAUUACACGCCAAGGUUUAUUUUCACCCACAUUUCCCUCAAUUUGGGGGCCGCUGUCACUGGGUUUAGAUUGGAACAACAUUUUAUAGAGCUGGUCAUUAUUACAAAUACUAGUCCUAUUCAUACAUUUCAUACAAGCAUACAUUUCUAUGAAUGAAUGCAAUGUGAGGUGGCAUACAAUAGUUAAUUUUCCAGCUCUUCUGGAAAAACAAAGAAUGGUCAUUUUGGUUAAAAAUCUUGUGGACCCAACUAGGCCAAUAAAAAGUUGCAAACAACAUCCAGUUCAAGCAAUCCAAAUCUCCCAGCUGUAUUUCAUUCUCCCUUGAUGCAGAUGGCCUUGAAAACAACAUUAAAAAUAGAAUUCACAUCAUUGGGAAAACAAGUCAAACAGAUAAAAGUCAACACAGAAUGAACCUCCGGGAGUGAAUGUUGACUGUGUUACGCUGAGGAUCAGUUCAGAGUAGAUUCCACUGCUGAAGAUACAAUUAGUUUAUGUGAAUCCAUGAAUCUUGUCUUGAGAGAUCUUUAUCUCUAGUUAUUGCACUUUAUAUGACAGAAGUCAUCGAGAAUAAUACUCUUUUUUUGACGUCUCUUCCAAAUAUUUCACAAUCUAUGAAUUUUAUAGCAGUGAACCAAACUGAUGACUGUCUGGAAUUUUCCUGUCCAGAGAGAUCUGUUUCUUUUCCCGUCUAUGUGUUCAUUUAUGUGGCUGCAGCAGCUGUGGUUCUUCUGACCGUGUGUGGAAACCUGCUGGUCAUCAUCUCUGUUAGUCACUUCAAGCAGCUCCACACACCUGCUAAUAUCCUCAUCCUCUCUUUGGCUGUGUCUGAUUUCCUAGUUGGAGUUUUUGUAUUGCCAUUUAAUUUGAUUUCAAUGACAGAAUCAUGUUGGAUUUGGGGAAGGAUUUCCUGUAUCAUCUUUUCUUUAGUCAGUUUUCAAGUAACUAUGAUGUCAAUUUAUACUGUGACCCUAAUAGCUGUUGAUCGUUUUUUGGCGUUAAAUUAUCCUUUUCUUUACUCAGAGAAAAUCUCACCCACUGUGACUGGCAUAUUAACUUUGGUUAACUGGGUGUUUUCACUCCUUUAUAACUUCACUAUUAUUUUUAUUAAUGGAAACAUAAGUGUUUCAGUGAUGUGUUCUGGACAGUGUUAUGUUAUCAUAAGUGAAGUUUCAUCCUUUAUUGAUCUGCUAGUUGUGUUUCUCAUACCAUGUACACUUAUUAUUAUAUUAUACACACAUGUGUUUUUCAUUGCUAAGAAACAUGCGAUCGCUAUAAGAGCUCUUCAAGUUCACAACAACACCGAAUCCUCUAAAAACAGAAUGAGUGACUCCAUGAAAUCAGAACGUAAAGCUGCAUUAGUGCUCUGCAUUCUGGUGUCUGUCUUUCUGAUGUGUUUACUGCCGUAUUAUAUUUAUUCUUUGAUAAUUCAGUUCACAAAUGCUGACUUGUUAUAUGCUAAAGAUGUUACUAUAAUGAUAUUUCUUCUGAACUCCUCCAUUAAUCCUAUAAUUUAUGCUUUAUUCUAUCCCUGGUUUCAGAGAUGUCUAAAAUUAAUUGUCACUUUUAAAGUGUUUUACAAAGACUCUUCUCUGAUAAAUGUCCUGUAAGUUCUUACAUUGUUAAUUUUACCUGUUGUUUUAUUUCACAUAUGUACUCUG